AUCCCGCGUCUCUCAAUCCUCUUCAACCCUUGAUAUAACCACAAAGCUAAGGGCAACGACUAACACCCACUCGAUCGCAAUGAACCCCAAAACGAUACUGCUCCUUUUGACCACAAUAACUCUCUCAACGGCAAUUCCUUUCUCCCAGCAGCAGACCCCUGCCUCAACCCCAACUAAACAAUCCGCACACUCAGCGCUGAGCUCUAUGUUCACUGCCUCUGCCUCUGCCUCACCAAAAACAGACAACAGCACCUGCCCAGACAGCCACCGGUCCAAGCAAUGCUGUCAGAGCAUCGACUCCAUCGCAGAGGGCGUCACCAAGCCAUUGGGCCAGGUUGUCCCAUACUUAGAUGGGGUAGCAGUGAAAAGUAUCAUGGGGCUUGAAUGUAAAGCAAUGUCCGAUAAAGAUCCAAACGAAAACUGUACAAAGGAUGUUAUGUGUUGUAAGGGACAGCCGGGGGACAAGGGAAGUGACCUAGUCAAAGCCUGUGAACCCUACGAUAAAGCAAUGAAAGAUAAACAGGAAGCCCUGGAGAAGAAUAAGCAGCGGCCUCUCGAGAUAGCGAUGAGUUGGGCGGCUAUGACCAGUUCGAUGCUAGCGGCGGCGUCGUCUUCUGCUGCGGCGUCUUCGUCGUUUCCUGGGUUGGCUUCAAGCGGGGUGCAUGCUGUGCCUACGGGUAAUUAGGGGAUAAUCUUUGUGUUCAAUCUUGGGGAUGGGGUGUUACUAAGUUACUUAAAUAUGUGGAGGCAUUUACC
Molecule: messenger RNA, 756 nt
Organism: Aspergillus pseudotamarii
Lineage: Eukaryota; Fungi; Ascomycota; Eurotiomycetes; Eurotiales; Aspergillaceae
Exons: 3
Coding region: 80-685 (201 amino acids)
Source: RefSeq, a predicted model, not a curated record